AUGAGCAACAAAAUAUCAGAUCUUACAUCUACACAAAAUAAGCCUCUCCUUGUUACGCAGCAACUAAUUGAAAAAUACUAUGAACAGAUCCUGGGCAGUUCUCAAAAUAUAAUUCCCAUUUUAAACCCUAAGAACAAGUCUAGUAGGCUUAAUAAGGAUAAUGCGAACGCUGAAAGAGUUGAGGAGGAUAUCGGUAAAAGACUGCAAACUGGUAGGAACAAAACUACGAACACAGUAAAUUUUAACCUGGACACAGGAAACGAAGAUAAACUUGAUGAUGACCAGGAGACAGUCACUGAAAAUGAAAAUAAUGAUAUCGAAAUGGUUGAGGCGAGUGAAGGUGAAGAUGAAGAGCAAAGGACAUCUUUAGCCAGUAAAUGCAAGUCAUUUCUUUAUAAUGUUUUUGUGGGCAAUUAUGAAAGGGACAUUCUUAUCGACAAGGUCUGUUCACAGAAGCAACAUGCGAUGUCGUUUGAAGAAUGGUGUUCUGCAGGUGCAAGAUUGGAUGAUCUCACUGGGAAAACAACAUGGAAGCAGAAAGUGGAAAGCCCUUUGUAUGAUUACAAGUUAAUAAAAGAUUUAACUUCUCGAAUGCGUGAAGAGCGCUUGAACAGGAAUUAUGCUCAACUGUUGUAUAUCAUAAGGACCAACUGGGUGCGAAACCUGGGAAAUAUGGGGAAUGUAAACCUAUAUAGGCACUCCCAUGUAGGUACCAAAUACUUAAUUGACGAGUAUAUGAUGGAGUCCAGGCUAGCAUUAGAAUCGCUAAUGGAGUCCGAUCUUGAUGAUAGUUACCUUUUGGGUAUACUGCAACAGACAAGAAGGAAUAUUGGUCGUACCGCUUUAGUUCUUAGUGGGGGUGGUACUUUUGGUCUUUUCCACAUUGGUGUCCUUGGUACUCUAUUUGAAUUGGAUUUAUUACCCAGAGUGAUCAGUGGUAGCAGUGCUGGUGCAAUUGUAGCCAGUAUACUAUCUGUACAUCAUAAGGAAGAAAUUCCGGUUUUACUAAAUCAUAUCCUGGAUAAAGAAUUUAACAUUUUCAAAGAUGACAAACAGAAGAGUGAAAGCGAAAAUUUACUAAUAAAGAUAUCUAGGUUUUUCAAAAACGGUACCUGGUUCGAUAACAAACAUUUAGUAAAUACAAUGAUAGAAUUUUUGGGAGAUUUAACAUUCAGGGAAGCAUAUAAUAGAACGGGGAAAAUUUUGAACAUAACCGUUUCGCCAGCAUCGUUAUUCGAACAACCACGCUUACUAAAUAAUCUAACUGCACCAAACGUCCUAAUUUGGUCUGCCGUUUGUGCAUCAUGUUCAUUACCGGGAAUCUUCCCCUCGAGUCCCCUUUACGAAAAAGACCCUAAGACGGGAGAAAGGAAACCAUGGACUGGUAGUAGUUCUGUCAAGUUUGUCGAUGGUUCUGUGGAUAAUGACUUGCCUAUAUCUCGUCUUUCUGAAAUGUUUAAUGUUGACCAUAUUAUUGCAUGCCAAGUGAAUAUCCACGUGUUCCCGUUUUUGAAACUAUCAUUAUCCUGUGUAGGCGGAGAAAUUGAAGACGAAUUUAGUGCAAGAUUAAAGCAAAACUUAUCCAGCAUAUACAAUUUCAUGGCCAAUGAAGCUAUUCAUAUUUUAGAAAUUGGCAGUGAGAUGGGGAUUGCCAAAAACGCCCUUACGAAACUGAGAUCGGUAUUAUCUCAACAAUACUCUGGCGACAUCACUAUCUUGCCCGACAUGUGUAUGCUUUUUAGGAUAAAGGAGCUGCUUUCAAACCCAACAAAAGAGUUUUUAUUAAGGGAAAUCACCAAUGGUGCAAAAGCUACGUGGCCUAAGGUUUCCAUUAUUCAAAAUCACUGUGGUCAAGAAUUUGCUCUGGAUAAGGCGAUCUCUUAUAUCAAAGGUAGGAUGAUUGUCACUUCUUCUCUGAAGACCCCCCUACAAUUUGCAGAUUCAGUUAUUGGAUUAAUUAAAGCUCCAGAGCAAACCUCAAAGGAGCCGAAAGACCCAGCAAAUUCGACGUUGCUAACAAGGACUCCAACUAAGGGUGACAAUCAUAUUUCCAAUGUCUUAGACGACAACUUAUUAGAAUCUGAAUCGACCAACUCUUUGUUACUUCUACGGGAAAAUGCAAGCACAUAUGGGCGGUCACCUUCCGGGUUUAGACCGCGAUAUUCCAUUACCUCUGCCUCACUAAAUCCGCGUCAUCAAAGAAGGAAAUCAGAUACUAUUUCAACUUCAAGGCGACCAGCGAAAUCUUUUUCAUUUUCAGUUGCCUCUCCCACAUCUAGAAUAUUGAGACAAUCUAGCAAAAUUAACGGGCACCCUCCGCCAAUUCUGCAAAAAAAGACAAGCAUUGGCCGACUAAUGUUUCCUAUGGAUGUCAAAACCUAUGAGCCGGAAAGUCGUGAACUUAUCCCACAUUCUGCCAGCAUUGAAACACCUGCCAUGGUAGAUAAGAAACUGCAUUUUGGCCGGAAGAGUAGAUAUUUAAGGCAUAUGAACAAAAAAUGGGUCAGCAGUAGCAACAUAUUGUACACAGAUCCAGAUAAAGAAGAUCAUCCCACAUUGAGACUCAUAAGUAAUUUCGAUUCAGACGCAAUGAUUCAUAGUGAUUUGGCAGACAAUUUUAGGCGUCAUAGCAUUGAUGGAAGACCCCCUUCUCAAGCUACAAAGAGCUCACCAUUUCGAUCGAGGCCUUCAUCUUCAAUGCAUCAGAAAAGCACCACUAAUAUAACCCAUUAA
Molecule: messenger RNA, 2733 nt
Organism: Saccharomyces paradoxus
Lineage: Eukaryota; Fungi; Ascomycota; Saccharomycetes; Saccharomycetales; Saccharomycetaceae
Gene: TGL4
Product: triacylglycerol lipase
Exons: 1
Coding region: 1-2733 (910 amino acids)
Biological process (GO): lipid metabolic process
Molecular function (GO): triacylglycerol lipase activity
Source: RefSeq, a predicted model, not a curated record